CUUCUCUCAUCGGAAUCGUCCACACUCUGCACGUUCAUUAAAAAUGAGUGUUCAUAACGCAACACAAUGCUGUCUUCCUUGGAGAGGGGACUGAAUUCUUAAAGAAUGUGUAACAAAUACGAUUUUUGCACUCCUUCCAUUUCCAAGAAAUGCCGUGCACCAUUAGCCAGUAGCCCGACCCACAGACCGGCCGCUACCGCUGGUUGAUUCAAGCCGUGGACCCGUGUGAGUGCACGGAGAUCGGAAUGGGUGGCCUCAACACCUUCGUACCGUACAGACCCUACGAGGUGACGUACUAUGACACCUUUCUGAUCAGCAGCGAUCCUGAGGAGAUACAGCAAUGGCUGAACUGCACUGGUAAGCUUUCUUGCUCUCUGGAGGGACCUCUCGGGAUGGAAGAUGGUCGCACCCCGGAUGAACGCAUCACAGCUUCGUCUUUUUGGCAAAACCGCGCUGACCACGCCCCACCCAGGGCCAGGCUUAAUACUCAAGGAUACGCUGCAGCAUGGUGUAACGCUGGCAUCACUGAUAAUAUCAGUCCAUGGAUACAGGUUGACUUCAAUGACACAGUCACCAUCACUGGUCUGAUCACCCAGGGGCGCGGAGAUCACGACCAAAGGGUGACGGAGUACCAAGUGACGUACAGCGAUGACGGUCAGUCCUGGAAUUACGUGACUGAUGCAGACGGCACACCAAUGAAGUUCCCUGGUAACACAGAUAGGACCACCCUGGUAACUACUCGCCUGCCGUUUGCCUUGCGCACCAGAAUCCUGCGCAUUCACCCCACUGAAUGGCACGACCAUUGCAGCAUGAGGUUUGAAUUGAUUGGCUGCUAUUAGUCAAACUAUUUACGAUGUUAUUUACAUGAAUAUUUAUUUUUUGCUUGUAAAUAUUGGCUCUUAACUAACUAGAAUUGUAUGAUUGCCAUUUAACAUUUUAUCAUGUCGUAAAUUUUAUCAAACGUAGACGAUGAAUUUUUUCAGAAACUUUUCUUGAGUAUGUUAGUAGGGACAACUAGUAACUGAAUCAAUGUAAGGAUCCCACUUUUAGGAAGUGUUGCCACUGUAUUAUGCACUCGGACAAAACACUGAUUACAUUGAAGAUAGAAACCAGUACUUAAGAUCUUACACGAAUCAUUAAGAUUUAAUUGGAUUUCAAAAAGAUUGAGUUAAAAUUCAAAAUAAGAGUAUUUUUUUUCUGAUUAAGUAACUGUAAUUUUUAUUACAUAAUUAUUUGGUUAAAAUUCCAAACUGAAGUCAAAUUUACAAAAUGUCUAAAUUUCCACGCGCGUUCAGGAAGUGGACCCCGUCACUGCUGUCCUUCCUCCAUAGCACACAAAUGAGUCGGUGGUAAUUGAUAACAGGUUUGAAUGAUGAGCUUACGUGCAAAUUAGGCACAAGCACGUGAAUGUCACGUGAAAACGUGACAUAAGCGCCUUCAGUACCUAUUGUUGGUAGAUACGUGCGCUUUAUAAGACUCCGGAAUUAUAUAACAAAUAGUGACACGGAGCGAGUUAACUCAAAAUAACUCGGUCAAAUAAUGUAAAAUGCUCACAAAGACCCACCAACAGCAUCUACAAAAUGCCACCCAUUAUAUAAAUAGAGUGAUCGCUGAGAAACGAUCUACCUUAAAGUUAAAAGUGUGACGAAAGGCCGGCGAAAGGCCAGUGACGUCGCAGCAGCAUGGCGACCCACAGCAAGAGACCGUCAAUAGUUUGUGCACAUAAGCUGCGCACCUAGCAACAAGAUCCGAAGCCUUCUGCAAACAACGCCCAAAAACAUGAAGUGCAUUAUAUCCAUAUAGAACUAUAUUAAAUUUAAUAUAGCUCUAUCAUUGAACUAUUCUUGUUGAUCCAUGUUUAACAGAGAUUAGAACGCAAGUACUUAAACACAAGAUCUAUUGGAGUAUAAUGUUAGACUUCCGAUCAAAGAUUUUUGGGGCACCAAGUCAACAUUGGAUACAUACACCCUGCAUUCUGUCGGGGUCACAUGCAAAUGAGGGCAUAUGCAAAUAAUAUGUGAUAAGGGAAAUCCCAUACCCCUACAGUAUCAAAUACAAAUUAAGAGUUUCAAGAAUUGUGUCAACUUCUAUUAUAAUAGGGUGCCUUCGGCACUUUGCACUCUUAUUUAACUGAAACGCACAAUGUUUACGAUGGAGAAAUAAAAGAGACAAUUGAGUGACAUCGAUAUUUCAAAGAGUGUCGCCGAGUGAAAUAGCAUGGUAGCCAAUUCUGAUGCAGCUC
Messenger RNA from Patiria miniata (bat star), 2242 nucleotides. Its product is annotated as lactadherin-like. Bases 246 to 839 code for a protein of 197 amino acids. The transcript is spliced from 4 exons. The record is from RefSeq and is a predicted model, not a curated record. NCBI's taxonomy places the organism in Eukaryota, Metazoa, Echinodermata, Asteroidea, Valvatida, Asterinidae.